UGUGCUCCGCGACGCUCGAUUUUCGACUCGGGGAACUUAAUGUGACAGCUGUCGGCGUUGAGUCCUUUUCAGCACCACUGCAUCAACAUGGGUGUGAUCGGUGUGCAGCUGGUGGUUACCAUGGUAAUGGCCAGUGUCAUUCAGAAGAUCAUACCUCAUUAUUCCUUCGCAAGAUGGCUGCUCUGCAGCGGAGGUCUUCGGUGGUACCAGCACCCUACGGAAGAUGAGUUGAGGAGCCUUGCUGGAAAACAACAAAAAACAAAGAGCAAGAAGGACCGGAGGAACAAUGGCCACAUAGAUUACAAGCCUCUGACCAUUCCCAAGGACAUAGACCUGCAGCUGGAGACCAAGUGCAUCACAGAAGUGGAUACGUUAGCGUUGCACUACUUCCCAGAGUUCCAGUGGCUGGUGGACUUCACGGUGGCAUCCACAGUGGUGUAUCUGAUCACAGAGCUGUACUACACUGUGGCCGAGCCCUCAGGAGAGAUGAACAUCAGCGUGGUGUGGUGCCUGCUGGUCCUUGCCUUUGUCAUUAAGACUCUGUUCUCCCUGACGGCCUUCUACUUCAAGCUGGAGGAGGGCGGUGAGCGCUCACUCUGCAUCACCUUCGCUUUCUUCUUCUUCGUCAAAGCCAUGGCCAUCCUCAUCGUCACCGAGAACUACCUGGAGUUUGGCCUGGAGACAGGUUUUGCAAAUUUCUCUGAAAGUGCCACACAUUUUUUAGAGAACCAGGGGUUGGAGUCCCAGGGUCCCAUAUCUAAACUCACCUUUAAGCUGAUCCUGGCCCUGCUCUGCUCUCUGAUUGGUGCAUUUCUCACCUUCCCUGGCCUACGAUUGGCCCAAAUGCACCUGGACGCCCUCAACCUGACCACAGCUAAAGUCACACAGACCUUGCUUCAUAUCAACUUCCUGGCCCCUCUUAUUAUGGUAUUGUUAUGGGUCAAGCCCAUAACCAAGGACUACAUCCUGAACCCUACCCUGGGGAAGGAGAGUUUGCCUUUGAUGACUGAGGAGACGUACGAUACGUUGCGUUUAUGGACCAUCCUGCUGCUGUGUGUGCUGCGCCUGGCUAUGAUGAGGCACCACCUCCAGGCCUACCUCAGCCUGGCCCAGAAGGGCGUGGAGCAGAUGAAGAAGGAGGCGGGACGCAUCAGCACUGUCGACCUGCAGAAGAUGGUGGCCCGUAUUUUCUACUACCUAUGUGUAAUCGCACUGCAGUAUGUGGCACCCUUGGUGAUGUUGCUGCAUACAACCUUGCUGCUAAAAACCUUAGGUGGACACUCCUGGGGGGUGUACCCUGAGGAAGACUUCCCCUGUCCGCUGGACUCUGACCCUGCCAUGGUGGCAGCACCAACUGCAGCUCCAGGGCCGGAGGUGGAGGCCCACCUGUCAGUGGCUCUUGGGGGCCUGCGGACAGUGUUCACCCCCCUGCUUUUCCGCGGCCUCCUCUCCUUCUUCACCUGGUGGAUCGCUGCCUGCCUCUUCUCCACAUCAAUAUUCGGCCUCUUCUAUCAUCAGUAUCUUAUGGCGGCAUAGCAGCAUUGCCCCAGGUUCAGUGUGGUGUCCCACAAGGCUCUGUUCCAGGCCCUUUCAGAAGUGACUGUGUGGGGCAGGUGCCCUAAUGACAACUCCCCUGCCACAGCCCUGUCACUCAUGAUCCUAUCAGCAGAGCUCCUCGUUCACCCCCAGUGCUUCCUCCAUGGAUGACUCUAAACCUUUUUUUUAUAACCUUAUUUUUGAGAGCAGGAUUCACAAAUCCUUACCAAGAGACUAAUGUAAAUGAGAGUAAUGAUAAUAUACACUGAGUGUACAAAACAUUAAGAACACCUUCCUAGGGGCUGUUAUGGUGACCGUAUUACCGCCACACUGGCGUUCAUGACAGCAGUCAUAUUCCAUGUGACCAUUUAAUCACGGUAAGUAGACUUCUCCAAGCUCUGCUGCUGAUGGUCAUUAGUAGCCUACCAAACUUGCUUACUGCCUGGUACUCAGCACUCUAUUGUCCCUCUAGUCACUCUGACAUCAAUGCAAAGAAAUCGAAAAUCAAACACUCCAUGUGAACUCAUGUGCAACAUUUCUAUAGGCUAUGCAAAUGCGUGAGAAAACAGAGUUUUGAUGGCCUCUAUUUAAAUUAUUUUUUUUUCUUUAUUUAACCAGGUAGGCCAGUUGAGAACAAGUUCUCAUUUAGAAAUGCGACCAGGCCAAGAUGGAGCAAAGCAGUGCGACACAAACAACAGAGUUACACAUGGGAUAAACAAACGUACAGUCAAUAACACAAUAGAAAAAAAAAUAUACAGUGUGUGCAAAUGUAGUAAGAUUAGGGAGGUAAGGCAAUAAAUAGACCAAAGUGGUGAAGUAAUUAAAAUUAGGCAUUAACACUGGAGUGAUAGAUGUGGAGAAGAUGAAUGUGCAAGUAGAGGUACUGGGGUGCAAAGAAGCAACAACAAAACAAAUAUGGGGAUGAGGUAGUUCGGUGGGCUAUUUACAGAUGGGCUGUGUACAGGUGCAAUGACCAGUAAGCUGCUCUGACAGCUGAUGCUUAAAGUUAGUGGGGGAGAUAUAAGACUCCAACUUCAGUUAUUUUUUGCAAUUCGUUCCAGUCAUUGGCAGCAGAGAACUGGAAGGAAAGGUGGCCAAAGUAGGAGUUGGCUUUGGAGAUGACCAGUGAAAUAUACCUGCUGGAGCACGUGCUACAGGUGGGUGCUGCUGUGGUGACCAGUGAGCUGAGAUAAGGUGGGGCUUUAACUAGCAAGACUUAUAUAUGACCUGGAGCCAGUGGGUUUGGCAACAAAUAUGAAGCGAGGGCCAGCCAAUGAGAGCAUACAAGUUGCAGUGAUGGGUAGUAUAUGGGGCUUUGGUGACAAGAUGGAUGGCACUGUGAUAGACUACACUUAGUUUGCUGAGUAGUGUUGGGGGCUAUUUUGUAAAUUACAUCGCCGAAGUCAAGGUUCUGUAGGAUAGCAUGAGUGAAGGAUGCUUUGUUGCGAAAUAGGAAGCCGAUUCUAGAUGUAAUUUUGGAUUGGAGAUGCUAAAUGUGAGUCUGGAGGGAGAUUUUACAGUCUAACCAGACACCUAUGUAUUUGUAGUUGUCCACAUAUUCUAAGUCAGAACUGUCCAGUGUCGUGAUGCUAGACAGGCGGGCGGGUGCGGGCAGCAAUCGGUUGAAGAGCAUGCAUUUAGUUUUACUUGUAUUUAAGAGCAGUUGGAGGCCACGGAAGGAGAGUUGCAUGGCAUUGAAGUUAACACAGUGUCCAAAGAAGGGCCAGAAGUAUACAGAAUGGUGUCAUCUGCGUAGAGAUGGAUCAGAGAAUAACCAGCAGAAAUAGCGACAUCAUUGAUGUAUACAUUGAAAAUCGUCGGGCUGAGAAUUGAACCAUGUGGCACCCCCUGAGAGACUUUCAGAGGUCCGGACAACAGGCCCUCCGCUUUGACACAGUGAUGUAUAUCUGAGAAGUAGUUGGUGAACCAGGCGAAGCAGUCAUUUGAGAAACCAAUGCUGUGUAGUCUCCCGAUAAGAAUGCGGUGAUUGACAGAGUCGAAAGCCUUGGCCAGGUCGAUGAAGACGGCUGCACAGUACUGUCGUUUAUCGAUGGUGGUUAUGAUAUCGUUUAGGACCUUGAGUGUGGCUGAGGUGCACCCAUGACCAGCUCGGAAACCAGAUUGCAGAGCGGAGAACGUACGGUGGGAUUCAAAAUGGUUGGUGAUGUGUUUUGUUAACUUGGCUUUCGAAGACUUUAGAAAGGCAGGGUAGGAUAGAUAUAGGCCUGUAACAGUUUGGGUCUAGAGUGUCUCUCCCUUUGAAGAGGUAGAUGACCGCGGCAGAUUUCCAAUAUUUAGGGUUCUCAGACGAUAUGAGAGGUUGAUCAGGCUAGUAAUAGGGGUUGCAACUAUUUGUGGCGGAUCAUUUUAGAAAGAGAGUGUUUAGAUUGUCUAGCCCAGCUGAUUUGUAGGUGUUAGAUUUUGCCGCUCUUUCAAAACAUCAGCUAUCUGGAUUUGGGUGAAGGAGAAAUGGGGGAGGCUUGGGCAAGUUGCUGUUGGGGGUGCAGAGCUGUUGACCCAGGUAGGGGUAGCCAGGUGGAAAGCAUGGCCAGACGUAGAAAAAUGCUUAUUGAAAUUCUUGGUUAUUGUAGAUUUAUCGGUGGUGACAGUGUUUCCUAGCCUCAGUACAGUGGGCAGCUGGGAGGAGGUGCUCUUUAUCUCCAUGGACUUUUUGGGGUAUGUUCUACAGGAUGCAAAUUUUUGUUUGAAAAAGCUAGCCUUUGCUUUCUUAACUGCAUGUGUAUAUUUGUUCCUGACUUCCCUGAAAAGUUGCAUAUCGUGGGGAUUAUUCGAUGCUAAUGCAGUACGCCACAGGAUGUUUUUGUGCUGCUAAAGGGCAGUCAAGUCUGGAGUGAACCAGGGGCUAUAUCUGUUCUUAGUUAUACUUUUUUUUUGAAUGGGGCAUGCUUAUUUAAGAUUGUGAGGAAAGCACUUUUAAAGAAUAACCAGGCAUCCUCUACUGACAGAAUGAGGUCAAUAUCCUUCCAGGACACCCGGGCCAGGUCGAUUAGAAAGGCCUGCUCGCUGACGUGUGUUAAAGAGCGUUUGACAGUGAUGAGGGGUGGUUGUUUGACCGCGGACCCAUUAUGGAUGCAGGCAAUGAGGCAGUGAUCGCUGAGAUCCUAGUUGAAGACAGCAGAGGUGUAUUUAGAGGGCAGGUUGAAGGUGCCCGUGUUUAUGGAUUUAGGGUUGUACCUGAUAGGUUCCUUGAUAAUUUGUGUGAGAUCGAGGGCAUCUAGCUUAGAUUGUAGGACAGACGGGGUGUUAAGCAUAUCCCAGUUUAGGUCACCUAACAGUACAAACUCUGAAGAUUAAUGGGGGCAGUUAAUUCACAUAUGGUGUCCAGGGCACAGCUGGGGGCUGAGGGGGGUCUAUAACAACAGUGAGAGACUUAUUUCUGGAAAGGUGGAAUUUUAAAAGUAGAAGCUCGAACUGUUUGGAUAUAGACCUGGAUAGCAUGACAGAACUCUGCAGUAGAUUGCAACUCCACCCCCUUUGGCAGUUCAAUCUUGGUGGAAAAUGUUGUAGUUGGGAUGGACAUUUCUGAAUUUUUGGUGGCCUUUCGAAGCCAGGAUUCAGACACGGCUAGGACAUCAGGGUUGGCGGACUGUGUUAAAGCAAUGAAUAAAACACACUUAGGGAGGAGGCUUCUGAUGUUAACAUGCAUGAAACCAUGGCUUUUACGGUUACAGAAGUCAAAAAGUGAUAGCGCCUGGGGAAUAGGAGUGGAACUGAGGGCUACAUAGCCUGGGUUAACCUCAACAUCACCAGAGGAGGAGUAGGAUAAGGGUACCGCUAAAGGCUAUAAGAACUGGUUGUCUAGUGCGUUGGGGACAGAGAAUAAAAGGAGCAUAUUUCUGGGCAUGGUAGAAUAGAUUCAGGGCAUAAUGUAUAAUGUCAUAGUAGGAUGUGAGUACAGUGGAGGUAAACCUAGGCGUUGAGUGACGAUGAGAGGUUUCGUCUCUGGAGGCACCAGUUAAGCCAGGUGAGGUCUCCGCAUGUGUGUGGGGUGGGACAAAAGAGCUAUCUAAGGCAUUUUGAGUGGUACUGAGGGCUCUACAGUGAAAUAAAACAAUAUAUAAAAAAAGCCAAGACAGCAAUAGACAAGGCAUAUUGACAUUAGAGAGAGGCAUAAAGCAAACACAGGUCAGGAGAGCUAAGACAACAACGGGUAAAUGACGAUGAAUGGGCAGAGCGGGUCAGUUAGGUACAUACAGGACCUGAGUUUGAGGCUGGGGCCGACAGGUAAACAAAAUGAGGUACCGUGUUAUUGAAACGGUUCAGGGGUCAUCAGCUAUGUAGCCGAGUGAUCAUAUGGUCAAAAGAGCAGCAAUAGGUGAGUCAGGGUGCCGUUCGGUAGUCACUACUACUCUAGGCGAGCAGGGGACACAGCGUUCAGAAAAGCUAGUGGGCCGGGGCUAGUAGAUGGUUCUUUGGCGACAUCGUAACAGAAUAGCCUGUUGAGACCACAUCGGGCGAUCACGUCAGCAGUCCAGUCGUGAUGUAUCGGCUGGGCUCCGUGUUGACAAUAAAGGGUCCAGAACAAUUGACAAAGGAGGUGUUGUAGCCCUAGAAUUAGCUGGUAUAUGGGCCUAGAUCGAGGCUAGCUGGUGCUUGCUUCGGGACAGAGGCGUUAGCUAACAGUAGCCACUCGUUUGCAACUAGCUAACCACGUUGAUCCGGUGUAAUGAUCCAGAGCGGCAGGAAUCCGGUGAUUGGUAGAGAGAAGCAGUCCGGUAUGCUCUGGGCUCAUAUCGUGUUUAGCAGACAGGGAGAUGUUGUCCGAGCUAAGGCUGGCUGGCUGGUGACUGAGAAAAAGGUGAAGACCGCUAGCCGUGGCUAACAAAGACUAUUAGCUAGUUAGCUGGCUACCUCCUGAUGGAAGUUCCAGUUAUAAGGAAUAAAAAUAGCAGAUCCGUACCACAUUGGGUGAGGCAGGUUGCAGGAAAGUAUAUUUAGUUCGUAGAUAGAAAGUGAGAUUAAGAUGUAUACGAAAAAGAGCGGCUAUUUACACUGGAUAAGACACGGGAUAAGACAAACACACACGUCCUACCGCUACGGCAUCUUAGAAUUGCGCCAUCCUAUUCUAUUAAAAAUAGGAGAAUCCCAUCAGCUUUUUCUAUAGGCUAUGCAUGCUAUAUUUAUUUCUCAACUUUUCUAAUAUAAAGUACAUUGCUUCUCUUUACAACAGGAGUAUAGCCUACCUGGCUGGCAUGAAAAUGAACCACGGAAAAAGCGUUUAAGUGCAUAGAUGACAUGUAGUUUUUUCCCCCUGCCACUGUUCUGAGACAGGUGCAUUAUAAUGGUCCAUUCUAAAUCAAAACAUAUUUCACGUAUAUGUAAAGACAAGAUUAAAUCAAGAAUAGUCUGAUAGGUGGCAAUAUUAGCCUAUCACUUGUGAAUGAUGUAUUAUAACUUGUGAAUGAUGCCAAGUGUAUGCAGUAAGGCAAAUAGCACAUGCGGGGGGGUUUUGCGACUUUUUCAGAUUAUAGUCGCACUGCUCAUGUCGCCUAGCCCAUAGGCCUGUAUGUUUUGAUAAGGUUUUAUCACAUCUAGAGUGGCCAGAUAACUUCUUCAAAUGAAGCACGUUAAUCCUCUUUACAACCAGUGUAGAGCCUAAGUUUGGGGAACAUAAUUUUCACCAUAAAAAUGAAACUUUAUAAUAAAGCAUUACAUGCAUAAUCGCAUUUGCGGUCACUUUUGAGAACAGUGUUUUCCCGCUAAUUGAUUAUAUUUAGGAACAUGUGCGCUGAUAGGCUACUGCCGUGUGCACAUUGCUCAGCUUAUAAUGUGAAGAAAUAGCCUAAUUUAUCAACAUUUUAAGUUAAACGUUCUGAUCUGUUGCAUCAGCCUCAUUGCUUUUAAAAUAAAUGUUGAUGUGAGUGGUUGUAUUAAUUUGGGAUCUAUCGCAUCCCACAACUGUCCCAGACUAUGUUUAGAAUAUUUAUGCACAGAAGGGCAAGUUGACCAAUAGAAUAGGUAAACUUUUGUGGUACGGUGGAUAGCAGAUUGACAUAGGCUAGUGUUUUUGCCCUUCGUUUGGCCUACUCAUCUUGUUGGCUGACGAAAAGUAAAUGUGGACAGUUCUUCUAACAUCUUCAAUAUGCGCCUCGGAAUUCGAUAAGCGGGAUGAGCGCAGUUGCGUCCCCGAUAUGUUUGCCUUCACUUGUAGCCUACUUAGCUGAGAAGCCUGUGAGAAGGACACGAUUACAUGACGGGCAUUGGUUAAAAAUAAUUGAGAUAUCUGAGAGAGCCAUGUGAGUGAGAGGUACUUUGGAGCAAGGUGAUUGGCAGCCGGGAGAAGGGAAUUAUAAUUAUUAUAUUCAGCCCAAGGGCAUAACGUCCACUUUGGCUGCAAAAGGCAUGGGUUUUUUAGGGGGCAUUACGUCCACACAAGGGGGAUGCCGCUGGGAAAUUCGAGGCCUGGUGAUACAUUUUAUCAAGUGCUUGUCAAAUUGUGAACAAGAGACUGAUGAAGUGUGUGCAGCCUACACAAGAAACAAAGCAGAGGUCAUGCCUUUCAUGCAAUUCUUUUCAAAUCCUCAUUAGUUGCAUCAUGCAGGCUUAGAAUGUAUUAAAAAUCUAAACAUAUAGCCCAACGUUUAUCACAACUAAGGUUGCAGAAAUAACUAAAUGAAGCAUAUAGGAGAACUUGUUUCUUUGUUAACCUCUUAACACAGAAUAGCCAUGUGUGCGCUCUCCCACAGAAAUCGUUUGAAGAAAAUGUCCUUUGUGUUUUAUUCAGCAAUGUUCAAUUGUAUUCUUCAUACUGUAAAAUAAUACAACGGAAUUCUAAGCAAAUCUUUAUGUACGCCCAGAGCCAUAUGGCUAGCCAGAUUCUGCUCUUCUGAAAUAGGCUACCUAUUCUUCAUAUCAUGUUUCUUUAGACCUGUAAUGGAUUUAUCGUGAUGGUGUAGGCUAUAUUACAUAGAUUUAUUAGACUUUUUAAAAUGUAGAUGUUCCAAAGUUCUACAUCAGUGGCUUGUAGACUAUGCGUGGAUGCCAGGAGAUGCUAAACAUGUUUAUGUAAAUUGAAGGUCAAAUACAGUAAGACCGGCAGUUAUUUUCACCGGCUGACAAAAUUUCAUUACCGCCACAGCCCUACACCUUCCUAAUAUUGAGUUGCCUCAAUUCGUCGGGGCAUGGUGUCGAAAGUGUUCCACAGGGAUGCUGGCCCAUGUUGAAUCCAGUGCUUCCCAAAUUUAUAUCAAGUUGGCUGGAUGUCCUUUGGGGGGUGGACCAUUCUUGAUACAGAUGGAAAACUGUUCAUGAAAAACCCAGCAGCGUUGCAGUUCUUGACACACUCAAACCAGUGUGCCUGGCACCUACUACCAUACCAUGUUCAAAGGCACUUAAAUAUUUGGUCUUGCCCAUUCACCCUCUGAAUGGCACACAUACACCAUCCAUGUCUCAAAGCUUAAAAGUCCUUUAACCUGUCAUCUCCCCUUCAUCUACACUGAUUUUGAAUUGGAUUUAACAAGUGUCAUCAGUAAGGGAUCAUACAUUAGCUUUCACCUGGAUUUCCUUGGUCAGUCUGUCAUGGAAAGAGCAGGUGUUCAUAAUACUUUGUACACUCAGUGUGCGUACAGUCUUAAACAGAGCAGCAGAAACGACCUUGUCUCUGCAUACUGUGGUGGGGCUUGGGACCUGUGGAUUGUGUGAUGGGACAUGAGAGCUAAACCGCUGCUCGCAAGUCACGGUUUGAGAAGGGACAGCUGGAAGCAAUGCUAUUCCUGCUGGAGGAGGAGGGGAACCUCACUGGGACAUUCCAUGCUGAGAUCCCAUCACUUGAAACUGUGCAAUGUGUACUUAUGAUUUGUGAUGUAUAUUACCCCCCCAUUUUACUGACCCUGGUACAAACUGAGCCAUAUUGGAAGAGCUGAGAGAAACUUGUGCCCCUUCUGACAAGUUGUGACAGCAGUCAGGUAGGGCAGCACACAGGGCCUGUUCAAGGGAAUAGCAUCUGUAGAUGUUUUAUUUAAUCUUUUAGUUUGACAGGGAAAUCACAUGGAGACCAAUGUCUCUUUUACAGGUGAGCCCUGUAGAUUAAUACUCGUGUGUGCAGACUAAAGUAAACAAAUGUAUCGUAGAUCUGUAAUGAUGCAAUGGGAUGCGUGAAAUAACGAGCGGCAUUAGUUCCGGUACUUUGGACAAAUCACGAUUUCGCAGGUGUUUCGGAAGGAGAGAGGACAUUUGGCCCAUAGACUUGCCCAUAACCUGCAGAGAGAGAGAGAGAAGGUGGAGGUCUUCGUUCCGGGUCCGAUCCUUUUUCGAUAUCUUCUCUUAACGUGUGGAACCAGAACUUAAAUGAGCAUUUUACCAAUCACACAAGACUUUAGUUCUGGAUUAACUAAGAUUGGCAUGUGUGUAUGAAUCUAUGUGAUGUGAGUAAGAUCCCUGCUGUCAUGUUGGCAUACAUUAUGCCCGUGGGCAGUAGGUAGCCUAGCGGUUAAAAACUAAAAGGGCCUUUUGAUCAAGAGAAGAUUUAAGUCAACUGCCACUUAUAAGCCACAGACUCUUUUCCUCCACUCUCCCCUCUCCCCUCCUCGACCCAACUCCACCCUCGACCCUCCUCAAUUCUCUUCUCCCCUCCUCCACCCAUUGUAGAGCCAGUAGAGAAACUAUGAUUAUCUGUGAAUUUAUGAAUAUUUAUUUUGAAAGAGAUGCCAAGUAAGACUGACCCUUCCAGUGGGCUUUAGAUUUGAUGUCUGCUAGUUUUGAACAUACAGCAACUCUGCGGCCUUCUGUCUUCAGAGUCCCAAUGCGGACUCAAUGGAGCACAAGUGUGUACUCAUACGCUUGUGCAUAUAUUUUAUGUACAGCAAGACUUUCACAGGCUUACUGACAUGCAUGCACACACACACACAGAGUCAUGUGCUUGAACACAGGGAUGAUUGUCCAGCCCGUUCAGGAAUAAAAGACAGUUGUCUGGACACUACUCUGAUUGUAGGCCUAUGUCUACUUGAAGUCCAGAGGGGUAUACUACAAAGCAGGAUCAAUGAGUUAGCCUGCUAACUGAUAAACAACAAUCAAUUUUCUGGAUCAUUAAGAACGCUAUAUGUAGAUAUGUAUUUUUGGUCAGUUAGACUAUGCCCAUUUCAAGCAUAUCUUUCUAAAAAACUAAAAAUGUAUUUCAGAAUAUUUAGGCAAGCUAGCUAACUCUUUGAUCUUACUAACCUUUAACUAGGCAAGUCAGUUAAGAACAAAUUCUUAUUUACAAACCCGGACGAGCCUGGGCCAAUUGUGCGACGCCCUAUGGAACUCCCAAUUACGGCUGGUUGUGAUACAGCCUGGAUUCGAACCAGGGUGUCUGUAGUGAGAUGCAGUGCCUUAGACCGCUGCACCACUCGGGAGCCCCCUUGAUCUUUGUAGUAUACCCAUCAGAGUUCAGAGAGGUUGUUUUGGUCAAUGGUUAUCGUAACACUAACUCCGUAUUGAUAUGUAGACUCAGCGAUGUGACGUAGAUGCAGAAAGUAAACAGCAUAGUUGGUCAAUUUCCACAACAACUAAGAGCAUUGAAGAGCGAAGCUCAACUUAUCCGCUGUUUUGGUGCCCUGGCUACCAAACUGUGAACAGCGUGAAGCGAACCCAUGCACAUGCACAGAUACUGUGUGAGAGUGAAGUCUUGCAUCUCGCUCAUUUCAAUAUCUGCGGUGCUGCUCGUAGCAAAGUCAUUUCGCUGAGUCAACCUUUAACAUGUUUACACAGCAUUAUAUCGGAUGACAAAAUCAUUGUUUUGUUUCCUGUGAAGGCUUUCUGUCAGUCUUACCUUAACAUGUUCCUCUCUUGAAAGGUGGGGAAUGUGCACACUAUGAAUGUAUCAAUCCUGCCUAAUUUCAGCUUGUUUUUAUGAUGAAAGUGUUUGGUGUCCGUGAUUUAAAUUGUUACCUUCAACGGUUAACGGCUGCACAUGGCUCUUAUUACCAGCCCUAUGCCUCGUGACUAGUUCAACAGAAGAUUUAUUGAACCUCUACGAACACCACGUUUUGAAGUAAAAUAAAAAUAAAAAAAAAAUGCAUUUAUUGUAUACUGAACAAAAAUAUAAAUGCAACAUGUAAAGUGUUGAUUUCAUGAGCUGAAAUUAAAAAAAAUCUGGAAAUGUUCCAUAUGCACAAAUUUGUUUACGUCCCUGUUAGUGAGCAUUUCUCCUUUGCCAAGAUAAUCCAUCCACCAGAAAGGUGUGCCAUAACAAGAAGCUGAUUAAACAGCACGAUCAUUACACAGGUGCACCUUGUGCUGGGGAUAAUAAAAGGCCACUCUAAAAUGUGCGGUUUUGUCACACAACACAAUUCCACAGAUGUCUCAAGUAUUGAGGGAGCCUGCAAUUGGCAUGCAGACUGCAGGAAUGUCCACCAGAGCUGUUGCCAGAGAAUUUAAAGUCCAUUUCUCUACCAUAAACCGCCUCCAAUUUACGUUUUAGAGAAUUUGGCUGUACGUCCAACCGGCCUCACAACCGCAGACCACUUUUAACCACACCAGCCCAGAACCUCCACAUCCGGCAUCUUCACCUGUGGGAUUGUCUGAGGCCAGCCACCCAGACAGCUGAUGAAACUGAGGAGUAUUCCUGUCUGUAAUAAAGCCCUUUUGUGGGGAAAAGCUGUCUCCCCAGUGGGUGGCCCUAUGCCCACCAAUGGCUGGGCCUAAUUCAUUUAUUUCAAUUGACUGAUUUCCUCUUAUGAACUGUAACUCUGGAAACUCACUGAAAUUGUUGCAUGUUGUGUUUAUAUUUCUGUUCAGUAUAUACAGUUUUUGAGGGGCUGUAUUAUUGGACUGUACAAUGUUUCAGUUCAGAAAUGUUUUCAAGACAAAUCAAUUGCAAAUUGUAUCUUUAAUUUGCUCCAUGACAUGUCAAUCAAGGAUUAGCUGAGAUACUUUUACAAUGCAUUGGCCAAAAAUGCAUUGUUUGUCUCGUCUGUCACCAUUUGCGUUUUUUUUUUUGUAUUUCUUUAUUUGGGUUCAAAAGUAUUUCUACAUUUCCAUGUGUUUAUUAUUUCUGGUUUAGUUUGUCUUUAAAUUAAAAUAAUUUUGUGUUUUUUAGAAUUUGUUUUCGAUCUCAAGAAUUUCCAUUUACUGACUUACCGGUUGCUAAUUGGCCAAGUUGCUUUUCCUUGUGCUGCGCUACAAAUGUUUUAUGUCUCAGAGGGUUCCUCUCCCAGUGGCCAGGCUAGGCCAGCAGUGGCAUGAUUGAGUAACCAUUACACUUAAACUGCAUGAGAGGUUACAUUCAAGACUAGAUUAUCUAAAACAUUUGUAUUUUUUAACCGAUUUGUUCUGAAAUAUUAUUGAGGACCUUUAGACCGCUGAUCACUUGAGCUCUAUGCGCCAGAGUCGUGGACACUGCAGGAGGGACCCACUGUAGGAGGGACCCACUGCAGGAAUGACCCACUGUAGGAGGGACCCACUGCAGGAGGGACCCACUGCAGGAAUGACCCACUGUAGGAGGGACCCGCUGCAGGAAUGACCCACUGUAGGAGGGACCCACUGCAGGAAUGACCCGCUGUAGGAAUGACCCACUGUAGGAGGGGCCCGCUGCAGGAAUGAAGAGUGCCACUAGAGGCAUGGCAUACAUGUAUGUACCUCUUCUCGAAAGCUCUGAUAAUGUUGCCAGUUUCUGACUCAAUAAUGCAGCAAUUUUCCAAUGGACAAGUGUUAAUAUAGUGAGUCAUCAUUGGUUGUGGAUGAGGUGAGUUUCCCACUUACUAUGUAAAGUGCUUUCAGUACCUCGGUAGAAAGGCUCUAUAUAAAUCCAAACCAUAAUCAGCAUUAUUAUUACGAUGGCAUCUGUUGUAGUAUUUGACUUUAUAACUAAAUUGAUCAUACCUUCAGGCAGCUGUUGGAUGAUGAUUAGAAAGAGUUAGGCCAUGUGAGAAUAGUGUCCAGACUCAUUAAUCCAUAUGUUACCAGUGAAAAACAUUAGCUUCAAUUUGAAUUAUUUCCUAGUGAUUCAGUAUUGUCUGAUAUGUGUGUUCACUCCCUGUGUAAAGGGGAGUUACCCUGCUCAGAUGUUGCAUGGGUUAAAGGAAAACUCCACUCAAAAACUGAUCCAGUCCCAAAGUGUUUUGCAUGUCAACUGUAACGUCCUGACCAGAGUUCUUAUGUGUUUUGCUUGUUUAGUGUUGGUCAGGACGUGAGCUGGGUGGGAAUUCUAUGUUGUGUGUCUAGUUAGUCUGUUUCUGUGUCCAGCCUAAUAUGGUUCUCAAUCAGAGACAGCUGUCAAUCGUUGUCCCUGAUUGAGAAUCAUAUAUAGGUGGCUUGUUUUGUGUUGGGGAUUGUAGGUGGUUGUUUCCUGUCUUUGUGUUUUGUCUGCACCAGCUAGGACUGUGACGGUUAGUUUUUUUUGUCAUUUUGUAUAGUGGCUUGUUUUGUGUUGGGGAUUGUGGGUGGUUGUUUCCUGUCUUUGUGUUUUGUCUGCACCAGCUAGGACUGUGACGGUUAGUUUGUUUUGUCAUUUUGUAUAGUGUCUUGUUUUGUGUUAAUUAAAUCAUGGAAAAUUACCAUGCUGCACAUUGGUCCUCAGAUCCUUCUCGCCUCUCCUCGUCUGAGGAGGAGGAUGACUUAGACUGCCGUUACAUCAGCAGUAAAGUUUUCAAGAUAUUGGACUUUUAAGAAGCCAAGUGUCACUUCAUCAUGAAGUUUCAAGUGACAACUUUGCUUCUUGAAAGUCCAAUAUCUUGAAAACUUUACUGCUGACAUGCAAAACACUUUGGGACUGUAUCAAAAGUGGACUAAGGAAAAAAAUACCAAAUUAUAGUUUUUGAAUGGAUUUUUCCUUUAAGUGCCAUGUCAUCGACUGUGGAGUCUAGCACCAGAUUUCUAUAACAUGGUUAGCUGAUACGUAAAAUACCGAUGCAGGAACUGUAAGAUUGGCAUGCAUCAACAACACCUGAGCAGGGGAACACAACCAUGUGUCCCUAUAUUGUCCCUUUCUCCGUAUCGACGCCUCUCUGCUCUUUUCAUAAAAUCAUUACAGGAGAACCAUUCUUUCCUGUUUGAAUGUGGUUUUGACAACAGUGAGUUUAUACUGUUUGGCACGCUGUGUGUGUGUAUAGUGAAAUUAUUCUCAAUGAUUUAACAGUUCUCUGUAGACUAUAACAGGCAAGUAAUUACUUAUUUUUACUGAGAGGAAAAACCGACUGAUUUUUAUACAUUGUCUGAGUCUUGAAUUUAAAUAAAGUGGCAUUUGUUUUGUAA
This is a messenger RNA of Salvelinus fontinalis (brook trout), 14727 nucleotides long. Its product is annotated as transmembrane protein 161B-like. The transcript has 13 exons. The record is from RefSeq and is a predicted model, not a curated record. NCBI's taxonomy places the organism in Eukaryota, Metazoa, Chordata, Actinopteri, Salmoniformes, Salmonidae. Bases 88 to 1536 code for a protein of 482 amino acids.